GCUGCAGAUCUCCAGCUUUUAUCACGCUUCAAGGCUUCUAUAGAUGGAAACCCUGAUCCUGAGAGUCGAUUCAUGAAACACUGGGUCCCGCUGUCCAUUAAAGACCCUCUCCUUCUUCAGAUAGUGCUGUAUACCGCGGUAUGCUUCCUCAAGGAAACCGGCCGAGUGCCCAAGAUGCUCGCUUGGGCUUACAAGGGCGUGGUCCACCGUAUGCUCAACGAGCACUUGAGCUCGGCUAGGACGCAGACGGGCGAUGCGGCAAUCAUGGGAACCGCCCAGAUGGUCAUGGACUCGUGGUACUGGGGAACCACGGAAGAACUGCGCGCCCACAUGGCGGGCCUCAAGACCAUGCUGCGGAUGAGGGGCGGUCUGCAGGAUCUAGGAAUGGGCGGUUUCCUAGCCAAGACGGUGCUCAUUCACGACAUUGCCAUUGCUAUUGCUCACGACAUUGAGCCCGACAUCUACGGCCAAGCCGGGUUUGAAUUUCAAGAUGACUUCAUGGUUCCGUAUCAAACCGCUUUCAAUUCCCCCUUUUUGUCAGGAUGGCCAAUGUUUAUCGACCCGGCAUCGGCCCUGAAACUUCAUCGAAGCUCGGCCCAAAUCCUGGACGACGUAAGAUCUGUCAUACAGAUGGUACAAUCCCUGCCCCCCUCGCCAACCGCGCAAGAGCUGCUCCAUGUCAAGGAAGCUGCAUUGUGGGCGCUUAACAAGCUAGAUCAGAUGCCGGAGAACAUUCCCCUCCAUGACCAGGACGACGGCACGGGGCGUGGAGCCGAAGAAGGGGACGAUGUCCAGUGGGAGACGACGGGCUACGAGGGGGCGGGUACAUCCCCGGCAAGUAGUUCUGAUUACGAGUCGUCUUCGCCCAGAAGCAACGACAGUGCGUCUAUGAGCGGCUCGCCACCGGCGCCGGUAGACGAAACUGCCAGUGCCCGAUUGGCCCGGACCAAGAAUGAUGCCAUGUACCGCUGUAUCCGCGUAACGGCCUCGAUUUACUACCGAGCCAUCAUUGCCCGCGUGCCCACCAGCCAGAUCCUAAACGAGACUGAUUUCCUCAAGUUGUGGGAGCUGGUCUGGGAGGUUUCGGUGCCGUACUGGAAGACUGCCGUGGGCGUCUUCAUCUGGGUCAUGGCAGCGGCGGUGCCAAGCUGCCACACGUCCCCGCCCGCGCGGAUGAUCAAGACGCUGUCCGUGGUUGGCUGGAUGACCAUGGGCCUGGAGAACUGGCACGUCGCCAUCAGCGCGGCCAAUACGGCGUUGAGUCUGCAGCGGUGGCUCAGGGGGGAC
This is a messenger RNA of Trichoderma atroviride IMI 206040, 1287 nucleotides long. RefSeq lists its product as uncharacterized. Lineage: Eukaryota; Fungi; Ascomycota; Sordariomycetes; Hypocreales; Hypocreaceae. Gene Ontology annotation, molecular function: zinc ion binding; DNA-binding transcription factor activity, RNA polymerase II-specific. Gene Ontology annotation, biological process: regulation of DNA-templated transcription. The record is from RefSeq and is a predicted model, not a curated record.